AUGACCCAAUUGGUUGUUCACUGGUUCGCGUGCAAUCACUUCUACCCUGAAUGGAGGAACACCCCCAUACCUCCUUGGGCAUCCCCUGGGACUAUCCUCCGCCCUACGGCUGCAUUACACGGCUACGACUGCUCUGUCUGUCUUGAUCCGCCAAGCAAGAUCCAAGAGGCACGAAAGUCCGUUCUGAUGACCGCCGCUGCCCUCUCAAAGAUUAUCGAUAUCCCCGUUAACGAUGGCGAAUUCAUGCACGGAGUUAUUCGAUUCUAUGCCCGAGGCGACCAUCUAAGAUGGCUACAGCCGCCUACCCCUGAUGCUCAGCUUUUGGCACCCGACCCAUAUUUGCAUGCAUUGAUGAUGGAAUCGUGGAGGAACACAUUGGGCGAGUUGUACUUCUGGACUAAGCCUGGUUAUCUCUUCGAUGUUGCUCUGGCUGAGGUGAGGCGGUCGGAGCCAGACAACUACGAGCUCCUUAAUUGGUCUGGGACGAAUUAUAUGCCAAUUUGUCCGUACUAUUACGUGUCGAUGUCACCAAUGGCGCAGCCCGUUGCCAAGCCAGUGCAGAGCUCUUAUGAUUCAGCACAGAGAUCUUCCCUGGGAUCACAGGCUUCCUUUGGUCUAGUACAGACACCUAUGAGAAAACCAGAGUCUAGUGUUGGUUCGACACAGUCUUCUUUCGAUACAGCCCGGACUGCUUCUUCAAAUCAGAGCCUCUCUUCCCGCGUGAGUCAGAGUCCCUGCCACGAGGAAAUCAUACAGCAGGUAGGUACCCAGAACAAUACCACUACGGCUAUGCAGAAUGUCCAGACCUCCCAGGUGUCUCUGCCCUUUGUGAGAAUGGACCCCUCGGUGGCCCUAGAUGAUCCGUUCGUUAUCGAGCCUAUUUCGGUAUCCCCAAACUCAUAUACUCAGAUGGUUCCAUCACUAACUGUGUGGCAGGGGGAGGGUAGCUGGUCAAGGCAAGACGACCAUAUUGCCGACCUGAAGCGCCAACUCAGACUACCCGGGCCAAUGGUGAGGAAUGUAUCACCAGACCUUGGUUCCCCGACACCUUCAACUCCUGAAAGUAUAUCUGCGAGAGAGAUCAAUCGAAGGAGAGAUUCGGAGAAGCCCUACAAACCCACAUUGCUCGCCAAUGGUACUUCUGCAUCUUGCGACGAUGAUGAAACUUGGUCUAUAGAGGAUGCAUCGGAAUCGUCUUUCAAGGACGCAGUUAACGCUCGUUCCGAGUCUGCAUCUUCCUCCGCUGGCAGCCCCGUAGUGGCUUCGAAGAACGAUAACAAUCUAAGAUCACCUGUGUGCAACACUAGUGAUACUCAACCUAUCACAUGCACAACUGUCAAUCCCUCCUUGCUCUUGCUUGAGAAUGGCCUCAAGAUGUAUCCCUCUAUUGAACACUCAUAUGAUGUUGCUGCAAUCAGACCUCGAUCACUGUCGCCCGCAGGAAACCUCCAACAUGAGCUCCAAGGUGGCUCCCCAGAUGGCAAGAAUGCGGAAGAUGCAAACUCGCUAGUCUUCAAUAUUGGGACGGAGAACGGCUCUAAUACGGAUCUAUUUUCAGCUACUUUGGAUCAGUAUACUGUAGAGCAGCUGGCCGCACGGCAACUCACAAAAACUCCAGAUUUAGAAAGCAACCCGAACGAAUAUGGCUUUGGGUUUGGUUUUGAACACAAUUUAUUUGAUGGAUUCAACUUUUUGCUGCCCGAAGAACAAACUGAAAUACCUUUGGAGUCGAACAUGAUGAUUUGA
Messenger RNA from Aspergillus piperis CBS 112811, 1746 nucleotides. RefSeq lists its product as uncharacterized. The record is from RefSeq and is a predicted model, not a curated record. Bases 1 to 1746 code for a protein of 581 amino acids. Lineage: Eukaryota; Fungi; Ascomycota; Eurotiomycetes; Eurotiales; Aspergillaceae. The transcript has a single exon.